Molecule: messenger RNA, 1536 nt
Organism: Kwoniella botswanensis
Lineage: Eukaryota; Fungi; Basidiomycota; Tremellomycetes; Tremellales; Cryptococcaceae
Exons: 12
Coding region: 1-1536 (511 amino acids)
Biological process (GO): transmembrane transport
Cellular component (GO): membrane
Molecular function (GO): transmembrane transporter activity
Source: RefSeq, a predicted model, not a curated record
AUGAGUCAAGACAUCGGUGAGAAGACUACCGCCGUUGACGACGGGCCGAUUUUGCACAAGGUCCUCGACGCAGAGGAUCCUGCACUGGCACAAGCAGAGGACUUGGUCGCUGCCGAGACGCAGUACACCAAGGCGGAAUACGACCGACUCAAGCGGAAAUUCGAGUUUAUUCUGCUACCGAUAAUGAUGUUGGUGUAUGGUUUGCAAUAUGCCGACAAAGUAUCCCUGUCUUCUGGUGUCGUCUUCGGUCUCAAGCCUGAUACAGGCUUAACCACAAGCGAAUACUCUCUGCUUACAGUUUGGUUCUAUGUUGCCUACCUUGUCGGUCAAAUCCCUAUGAUGUACAUCCUUCAACGAGUACCCCUUGGUAAAGGUCUCGGCGUGGCGAUUGUCCUGUGGGGUAUUGCCGUCAUCUGUCUCGGCGCAUGUAACAACUACGCCCAGUUGUCGGGAGUAAGGAUCGUUCUAGGAUGGUUCGAAUGCUGCAUCACGCCUGGUUUCCUUCUCAUCACCAUCUCCUGGUGGAAGCGACAAGAAGCUACCCUUCGAAGUUCCAUGUUCUUCGCAAUGAACUCUUUCCUUGGUGGUGUCUUUGCUGUCAUCAUUUACGCUCUUGCGAGGCAUUCUCAAUUACACGGCGGUGUUGCUGGCUGGAGAGCUAUCAACUUCUUCCUCGGGUCUCUUACCGUCUUUGCCGGCAUUCUCACCUUCAUCUUCGUUGGUGUUCCCGACGAAGUUUGGUGGCUCAACAAGGAGAAGAAGAAGAUGGUUCGUGCUCGUAUCGUUGGGAACGGAACCGGUGGAGGAGAGAGCCAUCCCUGGAAGUGGUCUCAAGUGAGGGAAUGUUUCCGUGAUCCUCAGUGGUAUUUUAUGAUCGUCUACCAGCUCCUCUCGACGAUCCCCAACGGCGCCCUGGGAACAUUCAGUGUCUUGGUUUACCAAUCUUUUGGCUUCACCGCUCUUCAGUCCAUUCUAUAUCAGCUUCCUGCGAAUGCGAUCGGGUUUGUAGUUAUCAUCUCAUCUGCCCUUCUCGUCAACAAGUACCCUCGUGCUCGAUACCCCAUCGCCUUACUGUGGAUCACAGUUGAGAUGAUUGUCUUCCUGUAUAUUGGUCUCGGCAAAGGAAGCAAAUGGGGCAAUUGGGCUUGUUUCUCAUUCAACGGGGUAGUGGCAUGUGCCAAUUUCUUGCUCUGGCCGCUCAUGUCCAUCAACUCUGCUGGACGUACCAAGAAGAGUUUCAUGAGCGCUUGUACGUUCAUCACGUACUGCGUGGGCAACAUGAUUGGUUCUCAAACUUUCCGACCGAAUGAUGCUCCUCGAUACCUUCAUGGCCUUAUGGCAAGUGCCAUUCUUAUGGCGGCUGAACUCGUUUGGCUGUGUGUCUGGUGGUACUACUACAGGUGGACUAAUAAGAAGAGGGAUGCCGCUGCUGCUGCUGCCGGGCUGACGCAAGAGGAGAUCGAUCAUGCCAAUAGGCUGGCGGGAGAGACUGAUCAGACGGACUUGCAAAAUCCCCAUUUCAGAUACAUGUACUAG